UUGUUUACAUUAAAAAAGAGAGAAAGGAAUCUACAUAAAACGUUCCUUUCUUUUCUCUUCCCCUUUUUUUUCUUCUUUUUCAAAAUGACAGAAUCAAACCUCUCAAUGGAUUCAUACAUGGACGACAAGGAUGAUAUCAUGACUUACCUUGAUGAAGACUACAUGUCUACUACAAGUAACAACUCUUCUUCCUGGACAUUACCUCUCAGCCCAUCCAUGACGCCUACUCCUCCUGAACCAUCAGUGUUUCCAGAGCCACAAUAUUUUCCGUUCAUGAAUUACCUCCAAGGAUGCUAUCAACACGACGUUUCACAAAUGAACGCGUUUAAGGAGAUUCACUUGAUGUUACCUUCUUCUACACUUGUGGGACCCAAACAAAAGCGAGGACGAAAAAAGCGAAAUGCGAGCAAGGAUACAAGCGCAGUAUCUCUAAAGCCACCUGUUCCUAUCCUACCAGCGAUCAAGCAAGAAGAAGAUGGACAUAAAACUGACGAGCAACUGAACCAUGAGAAGAUGGCGGCUUCGCUUGCCAAAAGACAAGAAAGGCUCAUCAAGAAUAGAGCAGCGGCUUUGUUGUCACGAAAGAGAAAGAGAGAACACCUGUAUUCAUUGGAACAGGAACGAAUGAAGCUCUUGGAUGAAAAUUCAGACUUGAAAGAACAAAUGAAUAGAUUAGAAAGAGAAAAUAUGCAAUUAAGGCAGAAAUUAAAAGACAAUAACCAUAGUCAUAGCAGCAGCCAUGGUAGCCAUAGUUGUGGUAACCAUGGCAUUCUUUUAAUGAUCAUUUUAUACUGCUUUGCACUAUUUAUUUCAUUUUUACCAAAAUCAAAAACAAUGACAAAGUAAGAUAUAGCUUUUCUCUCUCUUUUGUUUUGCCUAAUUUUAAAAUAUGAACAGUAGAACCAUAUCCAACAUUAAUACCCUUUCUUCCUUUCCACCAAAAGAAUUUUGCAAAGAAGAC
This is a messenger RNA of Rhizopus microsporus ATCC 52813, 961 nucleotides long. RefSeq lists its product as uncharacterized. Gene Ontology annotation, cellular component: nucleus. The record is from RefSeq and is a predicted model, not a curated record. NCBI's taxonomy places the organism in Eukaryota, Fungi, Mucoromycota, Mucoromycetes, Mucorales, Rhizopodaceae. Gene Ontology annotation, molecular function: DNA-binding transcription factor activity, RNA polymerase II-specific; RNA polymerase II cis-regulatory region sequence-specific DNA binding. The transcript has 2 exons. The coding region runs from base 85 to 846 and encodes 253 amino acids. Gene Ontology annotation, biological process: endoplasmic reticulum unfolded protein response; regulation of transcription by RNA polymerase II.